Molecule: messenger RNA, 2552 nt
Organism: Neodiprion fabricii
Lineage: Eukaryota; Metazoa; Arthropoda; Insecta; Hymenoptera; Diprionidae
Gene: Hex110
Product: allergen Cr-PI-like
Exons: 8
Coding region: 40-2391 (783 amino acids)
Source: RefSeq, a predicted model, not a curated record
GCAGCCCCCGAUGAAAGGCAUACAAACCACUGUAUCAAGAUGCGUCUCAGCUUCUGUUUGUUGGCCCUCGUGGCAGCCGCCACCGCAAUUCCUCAGCUGGCAAAUAAAGCUGGCAAUGUCGACGUACUGAAGAAGCAGCAAGAUGUUCUCUGGCUUUUGGAGAACCUAUUCCAUGAGAUCCCUAACGAGGAGCUGCGCAAAAUCGGCCGUGACUACAACAUUAAAGAAAACAUUCAACUGUACGAUGAUCAAAAUGCCGUCAAAUAUCUCAUCCGUUUUGUUGAGAUGGGUCGCAUCCAGCGGAAGCGCGUCCCGUUCACAAUUUCGUCCACCGAGUUGCGCAAAGAAAUUUCUCUUCUUACCAGGACCCUCGUGACUGCGAAAACCUACGAUACGUUCCUGAAAACCGCCGCCUGGGCUCGUUGCAUAUUCAACGAAGCACAAUUCUACAAGGCUUUCAGUGUGGCAGUAUUGCAACGCACCGACUGCAGAGGCCUCGUCCUUCCGGCACCAUACGAAGUCUUUCCAUACUACUACAUCGACAAGAGGGUGUUGAAAGAGGCUCAGGACCUUCGCGUUCGAACCCUCGAAAAGGGCCAGACCGCCACUUACGUAAUUGCAUCUAACUACACUCCCUACAUGACCGAGUACGACAAGAAACUUGCCUAUUUCACUCAAGAUGUUGGACUCGCCUCAUGGUACGCUUUCUUCGGCAUUAGCGGAUGGAUGAAAGCAAUGAGUCAAGCAACAAAUCUGGACUUCACCCAGAAUUACGAAUGCGAACAUUGUGAAACCGCCCGCGGAUCCAUGUUCUACUACAUACACCAGCAACUUCUGGCUCGCUACAAUCUUGAACGCCUGAGCAACGACAUACCGACUGUGAAGGAAAUCGAAUUCACCCGCGUACACGUGCCUUUCAAAUCUCAUCUUUCUUAUCCGAAUGGCCUCGAGAUCACAGGACGUAGUUUCAAUUAUGAUUUGACACGCGAAAAGGAAGAUCUUUUCAAAACCGUUUUGACAAUCGAGAGAAGGCUGCAGGACGCAAUUGACAGUGGAUUUGCCAUUUCGACCCAAGGAAGCCUUUUGGCUCUGUACGAGCGUAAGGGGCUGAACAUACUUGGUGACAUGAUUGAAGGCACCGGAAAAAGCAUUAAUCCCAGAUAUUACGGAAGUCUUCAAGCCGCUGCACGCGAACUUCUCGGUGGUGCGCCUUACACGAAACACUUCUGGGAGCCACUCCCUAGCAACCUAGAGAUCUAUCACACCACUACCCGCGAUCCAGUGUUCUACGAGAUGUGGGAGCGCAUAAUCCGUCUGUUCAAGAGAUGGCAAGACGCUUUACCGAGCUACACGAAAGAAGAUAUCAUCUUGCCCGGUGUUACCAUCGAAAGUGUCAAGUUCGACAAGCUGACGACUUACUGCGACAAAUUCGUGGUCGACAUUGACUCGGCUACAACUGUUCCGCAUGGCAAAGAAAACCAACAUGUCAAGAUCAUGACAGCGAUCGACAGAAUUAAUCACAAACCGUACACGUUCAAAAUAAUCAUUAACAGCGACAAGACCAUCAAGGACGCCAUUGCGAGAGUUUACGUCGGCCCCAAAUACAACUACGAUGGCAGCUAUGUAAACAUCCUUCACAACAGAGAUCAAUUCGUUGAAAUCGAUCAAUUCGCUUGGGACAUCAAGGAAGGACAAAAUGUCAUCACUAGGCACUCCAUUGAUGCUCCAAUGCGUAGCAUUGAUGCCACGACCAAGAAAGACCUAUUCCGUAAGGUCCAGGAAGGCCUCACCUCUAAUCAGCUUUUCUACCCUGACAUGAUCGCGGAAGCUUUCGGUUUCCCCGAGAGGCUAGCUCUUCCUAAAGGUAAACGCAACGGUAUGCCACUUCAGGUUAUGGUGAUCGUCUCUUCGCCCAAACAGCCUACCCUAUCUUACAAAGCGGUUGUCCCUCCGAAAUUCCAAACUUAUCAGAACGUAGAGUAUCCCGACAUCGAUAUCACGACAGAAAUUCGCAAUGAAGGAUGGACGCAUGAUUACCGUAGCAUGAUGCUCAAAGAAGAAGGCGUCUUUUACAACCGUGACAUUGACACGGAUACCGUACAUCGAAGAACAGACUCAUCGAACGUCGAUACUGACCGACAAGCUGCCCAGAACUACUAUGAACGCCGAAUGGAUCGAACUGCCGAUGUUAAGUCUGCGUACCUGACCGAGUACUACCAAAAGAAGGACAUAACGGAGGUCAUUGGUGGUGCUGUAUCCUUGGACGGUAGACCACUCGGCUACCCUCUCGACAGAAGGCUAGACAUGGAAUGUCUUAAUGUUCCUAACGUUAAGAUGGUCGACGUCAAGGUCUUCUGGGAAGGAACCAGCUGCUGCGGAAGUUGCAAUUAGUUGAACAAUUCUCACCGAAUCUCUUCCUACUCGUAACCAGACCAAUAUGCACGACCCGGCUUUAUUCGACUGUUGUCCCUGUUUCACACUUAUACUUUACUCUAUAAAUUUAAUAACCGUAUACUAUGAUAAAUAAACGUUUUGACAUUGCAAUAUGAAAA